Brassica napus (rape) is the source of this 2564-nucleotide messenger RNA. Its product is annotated as UPF0725 protein At4g29550. Bases 165 to 1073 code for a protein of 302 amino acids. The record is from RefSeq and is a predicted model, not a curated record. Lineage: Eukaryota; Viridiplantae; Streptophyta; Magnoliopsida; Brassicales; Brassicaceae. The transcript is spliced from 11 exons.
UCGUUUUGUAGGUCUACAGAAAACAGAAUACCGAAACAAAAUUGUAAAAGCCCAUAAAUCUAGGGGUCUAAGUCCACAGAGUGGUGGCCCAUUUGCGACCCAUUUGUUGUUCUUUAUCAUAUUGCCGUAGUAGUAGUCGGUCGAUCUGAAAAAUUAGGGUGAAAAUGGGGGAUUCGUCGCCAGAAUAUGAUCCAGAGUAUGCCCGAAUCGCAGCGGAGGUGCGGGCGGAAUUGAAGGAGCUCGGAGAAGAUGAACAAAAUUCAUUCUCCGAUGAUGAUGAUCCCGCUGAUCGUGGGUGGUCCACAUACGUUACAGAUGCCAAAGCUUUUUUUGCAGGUAGGAGGAUAAAACCUAAAGCAUGGCGCUUUUAUUAUGACAGGGGCCUCUGCGCUAGACUUGCACUCUACUGUUACAAUCUUCAGAAGGGCACAGUUUACGAUUUUUGGUUUAUCAGUCAGCUACAUGAGCAGACUCACCGUUCCUUCACCAAGUCUUUCAUAACAUUUGAGGCGGUGAAUCCAGCCCACCAUUCUUCUCCAAUCACUUUCGAGACUUGCGUUAAGCAUAUAGAUGAUCAAGUUACACACGUCCCCAAUUUGUGGUGGGAGACUCACAUUUGCAGGGUGGAAGGUAGCGAAGAGGCUGAUUAUGAGUGGGACGAUGGAGCCGUAAAUGAUUGUUACAAAGGUGAAAUGCCCAAAUGGCUGUCUGAUGAAGAUCAGCAACGAUGCUAUGUGGUUAAACAAUCAGAGCUUCAUGACCAGAAAAACGGUUGGCUGACUCUCUUAACCGAGUUUGCCUUCUUCACGAAAUGGAAUGGACCUCUCAGUCCGGGAGAGAUUGAGGAUUGCCGACCUUUGAUUACUCAAGAAGUGGUUGUGGAAACUCUUGAUGAAGAAGCUGAGAAAGAGCAGUCGAGUGAUAAAGUGAUCAAUGCGGCCAAUGCAAUCUUCUACAUAUCUUUUGAGUGCGUGGAGGAUCCAACGAAAGGUCGUUACAGGGCGGUUGUACGGAAGACGAUGGAUGGGAAACCUGGGCACAUGCGCCUCGAGGUUACGUGUUCGAAAGUCUGAGAUCAAAAUUUCACUAUCUUGUCGGAAUAUUCUCGACAAUAUUAAUUAGCUAAGCAUGCUUCUUUAUAUGUUGUCUCCAUGAAAUGUUGUAACAACUCUUUUUAGGAUGUUUAAUCUAUAAAUUAGCCGAUAAAGAACAAACAAUUAUCCAGAAGAAAAAAAAAUUGGUUUAUUAAACCGAUUCGCCAACAAUGUUGGGCCUGUUGUGUAGUUUUAAUCAUCAUUGGGCUCUGAAGAUACGGGUUGGGUUUUAGCCCGGUCAAUAAAGUGAGAUAGAUCCCCGGUUGGAUGUUCUUUUCCUCUAGCGCGUCGAGUAAGAAGGAGAAUCAGAAGCAGAGAAUCGUCGUCGUGAAAUCUAUAACCAUGGCUGAUUUUCAUUUGGUCCCAGAGUUAACACGGCACCGCCACACUGUACCAGCCAUAUCCGAUGAUUUCUACAACUAUAUGAAGUUGAUAAAUAAAACUGACCCGGAAAUCAUGUCUAAACUUUUGCCUAUUUUACGCACAAUACCAGACUCCGGCAUCCAACUCGUUAAUACCAAGUUCACAAAUUAUGCAAUUUGGAUUAAAAAACAGAGUCGGAGGGAAAAGAUAACUUUGGACAAACAGUACGCUGUUUUGCAAUAUGAUGAAGAACAUGAAAUAGUUUGGGCUGUCAUAGCAGCGAAGUUGUUGAGUAUUGUAAAACAUAGACCGGAGAGCAUCUUAACUGAUUACUCAGCCCAAUAUAUGCUUGAUUUCGCUCCUCGCCCGAAAAAGGCGCAGAUAAAACAUCAGCGUACUUGUUGCAAACCUCUUAGUGUACUGGAUGGGCUGAAGUAUGGAUUGAAAAAUAACUUACCCAGAGAACAAGAUUGGAAAUAUGCAGGAUGUAGGGAUAUUUGCAAACCAACGGGCCUUUCACUCUUCCGCAUGGUAGGAGACUUGAGACCAACAAAAAGACUGAGCGCUGCUUUGUCCGCAUUGAGAAUGAUACCUGUUGCGGCUCAGUUGCAUGUAUUUGAGCCAGAUAUUGACAUCGUUGGAAAUGAAAUUUAUCGUGGACCAAAGUAUUUUGAGUCUAAGUACGUGGGACUUAGAGAUGUGAUGAUUUAUGCUACUGACAUAGUGGAUGAGGAGCUGGUUGCGGUGGUAAACUUCCCUUACAAAAGAUUGAAAGAAUUGCGUGUCUUGCUAGAUGUGAUGCUAGUCCAGACACCAAGAGAGGAUGAAACUAAUGAUCCCUUCGAAGAACUGGAAAAUCCCACUUGUUUGCUUACAAAAUUCUGCAUCUUACUAUGACCAUAACAUCCACACUACUCCCCAUAUGGUGUUUUCAUACAGUUCUCUGUGAUAUUGUCGACGACGUGUUCUACUGCUUAUUUUUCUAAACUAGUUUUUGUAAUGGAUUUUCUUGUAUUUCCUAAAUUUGAGAACCUUGAAGUUUGCAUGUUAUUCUGGAACUUUUCUAAGGGUUUUUUGUGUUAAUAUUCAUAACAUAAUUCUGAUGUA